Molecule: messenger RNA, 1776 nt
Organism: Coniosporium apollinis CBS 100218
Lineage: Eukaryota; Fungi; Ascomycota; Dothideomycetes
Product: thiamine pyrophosphate enzyme
Exons: 4
Coding region: 1-1776 (591 amino acids)
Biological process (GO): L-valine biosynthetic process
Cellular component (GO): mitochondrion; acetolactate synthase complex
Molecular function (GO): thiamine pyrophosphate binding; flavin adenine dinucleotide binding; acetolactate synthase activity
Source: RefSeq, a predicted model, not a curated record
AUGGGGCCCUAUACAACCUCCACAGCCUUCUUCGAGGCAAUCUGGGAAGCGGGCAUAACCCACUGCUUUGUCAACCUAGGCUCAGACCACCCCUCAAUCCUCGAAGCAAUAGUCCAAGGCCAGAACACGAAACCCGAAUCCUUCCCCAAGAUAAUAACAUGCCCGAACGAGAUGGUCGCGCUGUCCAUGGCGGACGGCUACGCCCGACUCACCGGCAAGCCGCAGUGCGUGAUCGUCCAUGUGGAUGUAGGCACGCAGGGAUUGGCAGCUGCGGUGCACAAUGCCAGCUGUGGCCGGGCGCCGGUCUUGAUAUUUGCGGGACUGAGUCCGUAUACGAUUGAAGGGGAGAUGAGGGGGAGCAGGACGGAGUAUAUUCACUGGAUACAGGAUGUCCCGGAUCAGAAGCAGAUCGUGGCACAGUACUGUCGGUAUGCUCAGGAGAUAAAGACGGGGAAGAACAUCAAGCAAAUGGUCAACCGCGCACUCUCGUUCGCGACCUCUGAGCCUAAAGGCCCCGUCUAUCUCGUUGGUGCCCGCGAAGUCAUGGAGGAAGAGCUGGAGCCGUAUUACCUGGACCAGUCAUUCUGGCUCCCGGUCGAGCCGCCAGCCCUGCCACCCUCUGGUGUCAAAACCAUCGCCGAAGCUCUCAUUGCCGCGCAAGAACCUCUAGUAAUCACCGGCUAUAGUGGGCGAAACCACCGCGCCGUAUCUGAACUCGUCGCCCUCGCCAACACCGUCCCUGGCCUCCGUGUCCUCGACACGGGCGGCAGCGAUAUGUGCUUCCCAGCCAAUCACCCAGCCUGGCUGGGCCUCCGGUAUGGUAUUGAAGACAGCAUCAAAACAGCGGGUGUGAUUCUGGUCCUUGAUUGUGAUGUCCCCUGGGUUAAUACUCUGUGCCAUCCUAAGAAGGACGCGAAGAUAUACCACAUCGACGCCGAUCCGCUAAAGCAGCAAAUGCCAGUCUUCUAUAUCAAUGCACUUCGGCGAUACAAAGCAGACAGCGAGACCGCGCUAAUCCAGCUCCGCGAGUACAUCUCCUCCAACCAUGGCGCGGAGGUACGGAAGCUCAAGGAGCAGAGAUGGGACAAAUUGGCACAAAGCCACCAGCGACGAGUGCAAACCAUCAAGGAUCAGGCCGCGCCGGACAAAGACGGUCAUUUCGGCCCCAGCUAUCUGAUCAGCGAAGUCCGCAACGCGUGUCCCAAUGACACGAUCUGGGCCAUCGAGGCCGUUACCUGCACCGCAUUUGUCGCGGAUCAGAUUCAGGCCACGAUUCCAGGUAGCUGGAUAAAUUGCGGUGGUGGCGGGUUGGGGUGGAGCGGUGGUGGUGCCCUGGGGAUCAAGCUUGCUGCCGGAGAAGGCAAAUUCAUUACCCAGAUCGUCGGCGACGGCACAUACCUCUUCUCCGUCCCCUCCACCGUCUACUGGAUCUCCCAACGCUACAACCUUCCCAUACUGACUAUCGUGCUCAACAACAACGGCUGGAACGCUCCACGGCGAUCCCUGCUCCUCGUGCAUCCCGACGGCGAGGGCAGCAAGGUAAGCAAUGAACAGCUGAAUAUCAGUUUUGCGCCUAGCCCAGACUAUGCGGGGAUUGCGAAGGCAGCGAGCGGGGGGCGGUGUUGGGCGGGGACGGCGGGAACAGUGAGUGAGUUGGGGAAGGCAUUGGGGGAGGCGGUGGAGGUGGUGAAGGGGGGGCGGAGUGCGGUGUUGGAUUGUUGGGUGCUGGGCGCGCAAGGGGGUUUUGGUGGGGGGAAGGCUGUUACAGUGGGAUGA